GCCACUCUCUAUUUAUUAUGUUAAAACAAACGUGACUCGUAAUGGCUCGUUAAUUACUCUGCAGAGACAGUGUCCGGAUUGGACCGACAGACUCACAGACAGACAUCCGUCGAUGCCGCAGCGCUAGUGUGCUCAACAAAGGCUCAGGCCGGGGAGAGGGCCAUUUUUACCAAAUACAAAGGAAGCAGAGCAGCGAGGGAGGGAAGGACUAUGGGAAUGACAGGAAUAGCGAAAUAUCACUUUACGAAAUCGCAAUGUGCCGUCAAACCAAACACUGAACAAUGGGUGAGAAGUGACCAGUCAUGACUACAACAGAAUAUAGUGUGUACUAACGACAGUACAGCAAAUAAAUAAUUUAGAUGUCGAACUGCCUGCUCUCAGAGCCGACUGCGCAUCACGGUGGCAAAAUGCCGGAACAGCACUGAUGAUAUUAGACUCUGACAGACACUGUACGACGUAAUCUAUCCUAAUUUUGAAAACAGCCGUGAAAGAUUAUCGUCUGCUGAACUGAUGCAGUGAGAUUUACUGUAAUUUAGCUCAAAGAGAAAGAUUUUCAAUCUAUUUCAACCCAUGGGCCAAUUAGCCAUUGACUUUCCCCUGCAUCAUGUCACGCCGGAAACAGAAAAGACCUCAGCACUUUUUCAGCCCCAUCCUCAACACUUCGUGGCUACUUCAACAUGAGGAGCAGUUGGCAUUGAAGUCCCUCACCUCUACUCUUGCAAAAAACUCUUCCUGCUCUUUCUCAUACUCAACAACUCGAGGCGGCCAAUCUUCCUUAAACCCAAGCCCACCAGUUGAGAGGCUCACAAAACCUUCUCUGACUAGAGCCAGCCAUCGUGUCUAUCACAUCCCCAGCCAACCCAUACAAUUUCCUUCAAACCUCACAGAGUCUCACCUUUUCCAAAUUUCUGAUAUCCCAUCCCAUUCUACUAAUCAGUGUAUGACUACCAUUGCACCAUCUGUCCUCUGUACCCACAACCACACUCAUUUACCCAUGGCUUCUCCAAAGUUAGGUGUGUCAGCAACCACAACCUCCUCUUCAUCCUCCUCUGCUGCUGCUUCUCUCUGUGUGCCUCCACAUCCUGGAAGCCACAGUUCUGUGCCUCAGGGUCCCCCAAGUCCAGUUACACCCUCUUCCAGCCCAAGCACGGUCCCUUCAGCCCCAGCAUGUGCACCCGUCAGUAUUGCUUUCAUCUUGGAGGAGCUACGUGUGCUGCAGCAGAGGCAAAUUCAUCAGAUGCAGAUGACUGAAGAAAUCUGUAGGCAAGUACUGAGAUUGGGAGGAGGAUCUUGUGAAGUGGAUUCAAAACCAUAUAUACUACCAUCUCUGCCACAGCUCUGUUUAAAAGAUUCUGAUAACAACCCCAGAACCUCCCGACCAAAGUCAUCACCUCCCCCUACCUCUGUGGCUCCUCUUUUGGCCUGUUUCUCAUCCCUGCUACCCCCCCAGACCACCUCUAAGUUCUCCAAACAUGCCCACCCUCUCUUGAAUGUCUUACGCCCCCAUAAAGCACAGUAUGACAGGGGGGUAGUUACUCCAGCAAGCUUCACCAGUCAUACAAGUGCUUCCACAUCUUCAUCAAUGUCUACACCUGCUGCCUCAAACUAUCCACUCACACUUUCUCUUGGCCUUCCAUCCCAAAAAUCAUCCACCAUAGGAGCUAGUGGACACAGUGGUGUGACCUUCCCAAACCAAUCUAUACCAGCAGCUGCUGUCCCUUCAGUCCCCUCACAGGAUCCAAAACUCUCUGCUCAAGGAGGUACAACUGUCUUAUCGUCAGGGCGUAUGCAGCAUGCUUGCCGAUUUUGUCGGAAACUCUUCAGCACUGAUUCAUCCCUCCAAAUACACUUGCGUUCACACACAGGGGAGCGUCCUUACCAGUGUCCUGUAUGUUUCAGUCGAUUCACCACACGAGGGAACCUGAAAGUCCACUUCUUGCGGCAUCGUGAGCAAAACCCUGAACUCUCUUUUUCAUUGUUUCCCUGUUCGCUUUUUGCAUCUGUAACUGGAGGAUCAAUGGGAAGGCCAGCACAAACACAGAACUCCACCAAUGCAAAUGCUACUCAGAGGCAUCAAAAACCGCAAGAGGAUGAUCUGUGUGGCGACAGUCCUGAGGGAACUACUGCCUCAACACGUGCCACAACCUCAUCUCAUCCUCCUAGUAUUGAUUUGGCCCUGCUGACCACUGCACACUCUCUCCUUCAGCUCAAUCGUGCUGCUGCUGCUGCUGCCGCUGCUGCAGCCUCUACAUCCACUACCUCCUCAAUCACAUCCUCAUCACCAUCCUCUCUGGCCUCCACCCUUCUUUCAGCUCCUGCCUCAUCCACCUCCUCCAUUGCUGGGGUGUAUAAAGGAGUCAAACGCUUUGAUGAGAACACCCCACCAAUACCUACUCUGCUCCCCCAUUCUGCUUACUCACAGCUUGCCAAUUUACCCAAAAUCUUCUUCCCAGCAUCUUCCGCUCAGCAUCAUCCAGGCCAUGGGUUUCUCAGGCCAACAACUCCAGCUGGAUCGUUCCUGCCAUCCCCACAACAACACAUCACGUUCCCAUUCACAGCAUCAUCCACUACCCCAUCCAUCUCGACCCCAACCUCGGACACAUCGAAGCUGCAGAGGCUGGUGGAGAAGUUGGAGAAAGAACCACAAGGUCAGUCAAAUUGGGUUUCAUCCAUUGGGGAGACUUCUACCAGCGGCCAUAGUGUAGCAGGAGCAUUAAGCUAUAGCAGCAGUGGUUUAAUGAGCACAAGCACAUUCAGUACAAAUGUGGUCACCUCACUUCCAUCGUCUACAAUCCAAAUACCAUCAUCCCUCUUCAGCAAGGAGUCACCCUACCUGGGACUUAUGAAUUCUGCUGGGACACUUGCCCCUAAUCAAUGUAGUGUGUGUCUGCGGGUGCUAAGCUGCCCAAGAGCAUUGCGUUUGCACCAGGCUACUCAUUUAGGUGAGCGACCCUUCCCCUGCAAGCUAUGUGGUCGUUCCUUCUCAACUAAAGGAAGCCUUCGAGCACACCUAGCCACCCACCGUGCCCGCCCUCCAAACAGUCGCGCCCAGAAUUCUUGCCCCUUAUGCCAGCGGAAAUUUACCAAUGCCCUUGUACUACAACAUCAUAUCCGCAUGCACUUAGGAGGACAGCUACCACCAGAGCACAUGCCAGAUACCUCAACAGAAUGUGAUAUUUUGUCCCAUUCCGAGUCUAUUGAGCUCUCUGCUUCAGAAAUCAGCCCUAGUGCUACAGAUGUUCAGUUACUAGAUGCUGAUCUACAGACAGUUUCGGAUGUUCCCAUAACCUCCAGCCUACCUGCUUCACUUAGCUCAGGUUUUGUACCACCAUUAGACCUAACCCCUGACCCAUCCCUGAAUCCAACCCCUCAUUCACCUCCAAUAUUCAGAGCUGAUUACCCUGAGCUCUCAAUCAGUGUACCUUCUCCAGUGGAAUCUGCAGCCUCCCUUGUCAUUCUGGCCACCCAGUCAGCAUCAGCAACAACUGGUCUUUCUACCACUGAUGAACUAUCUUUUGAAAUUUCCAGCAACACUGCCUUCUUGGAAGAUAAAAAAAUGUCAUGCUCCUCUGCUCUGAAGAAAGCAAGUCCACUAAGAGAUGACUGUGAACAUAGUGAAAAUAUAUGUGUCUCACCUAUUCCUUGCUCUGCAUCCAGAUCAAAUCUGGAGGAUCUUCUUGGUAUACAAGGUCAUAAUGCAUCCAGAGUUCCUCCACCACAUUCAGAAUCAACACCACCUUCUCUCCUUACGCUGGGAUCUGAGAGUGCGUCUUCUCAUACAGUACGCCUAGAGGAGCCUGACCAAAGCCUUCUCCAAAUAUCCAAAUUAAUCCCCCAAGAGUUCCCUAAGGAAGAAAAGAUGGAAGAUAAAAUGCAUAAAACACCAAAGAAUGGACAAAGAACAACUCCAGAUUUGAGUAUUAAUGCAGAUACGGAAUCAAACACUGUGAACAAGACAAAUGAGGAUGAGACUGAGGAUUGUGACACACGUGUGCAGAAGACCAUAAUGGAAGCUCACUGUAGUUCAACUGCAAAGGAUAAAGUGGAUCAUAAAGAUAUAACAGGAACUGAAAUGGACAGAACAGAAUCAACUGUAUGCAUAUCACUGACUCCCAGUCUUCCACCUCCAAUGCCAGAAAAAAAAAUAUACCACUGUUCUGAAUGUGGAAAAGAGUAUGCAAGUCGCAGUGGACUUAAGGGACACAUGAAGCACCAUGGAGGAGUUGCCAAGGCACCCCGAGCUCCUGCAAAGACCAAGGGCCCAGAGAGAGUCUUGCAUCAUGAGCGGUCUCACCACCUUGCAACCUUCCUGCCACCAGGACAUCAGUGAGUUUCUUGAACCAAGCCCUCCGAAAACAUCAGCAAGCAUCAGAGAGCUCUCCACUAGACCCUGUUAAAAAAAAUCUGAAAAAAGUGUUAAAAUGAAUUUAAUAGCUGACAAAUGGGAAGGAACCUGAAGGAUAUUUUGGACUAUGACUUGACUGAAAAAAUAAAUACAAAAAAAACACAACCCCACUCAUGUGCACACAGUAAACACAUAGAGGGUUAUUUCUUGGUUUUGAAAAUGUCUCUGAUCUUUAACCCAGAUCUUUUAUAUUAAAAUACCUGCAUUGUGUAUUUUAAUAUAUGUAAUGAUGUCUAAAUAUAUCUUAUAGAACUUCUUUGAAUAUUAUGUGAUGUUCUUUUAGAUAAAUGUUAAUUGUUUUGUCUGUGUAAGGUAAGACGGAUUUGUUUACUUUUCCAAAGUAAAGAUCUUAAGGUAGCUAAGGAUUUGAACAAUAGCUUUGGGUGAGGAACAGACCAAAAUUUAUUAAGCCAAUGAUGACAUAAUUGAUCACUUUCUCACUAAGAGUUAUUGUAUUGGCAUACCAUUUCUCUAUUCUUAAAUAACAACAUUUAAAAAAUAUAUGCAGUUUUUGAUCAAAAUCUAUAAAAGAUGGGAUGGUAAAAUUUGGAGGGAGUGUAUUUCAAAUGAAAAAAUAUAAAACGCACCUUGUCAAUACCUUGUUCCAGGGCAGCCAUGCACAAAUGAUUAUCAAGCUCUUCAGUUUUCAUAAUAAGCUCAAAUGUAAAAAAAAAUAAAAAUACCCUACUCAAAACGCUUAGUACAGACAGUGCAGCUGGAGCUAAGAGGAAGGAAAUGUUAAAUUGUUUUCAUAAGGCAAACCAACCUGUGAACCAGUGCUUUUAACAAGCUGAUAUUUUAAACACUUCAUAAAAUUUACAUUAUGUAAAUUCACAUGAGAUACUCUUGACUUGUACUAAAUCUUCAGGCUUUUACGUAACAGUUUAUCAGUUGGGAAGCACCAAAACACCAAACUGUAAAUAUGACCUGUCAAACUAUGUCCAUUGUGUCCAUGUUUGUCCUGUCCAGCUGUACAGUAUUAGACAAUAUACUGCUCUUAACAUCAACUAGACUAAAGAGUAGGGUAAGAUUGUUUAACAAGCCUGUAUGUCAGUGUAAGCUCUUGUUACUUUAAUAUUGUUAGUGUAGCUAUUGAAAAAGGUAGAAAUAAAUUGACUGAUUCUGAGAUGAACCAUUAUCUAGCUUAAAAGGUAACCCUUUCUAUAAUUCUUGGUGAAAAUGUUUAUUUCUUCGGUGAUGUUUGUUCUUUGCCUGGAUACUUUUACAUGUAUCUUCUAUAGAAAUGAAUUGGGUGUAUGAGUCUGACUGUAAUAUGUAGUUUCAUGGUACAGCUAAAAGAUAAAAAAGAAAUAAAAACCAGUGUAUUCAUGA
Messenger RNA from Sinocyclocheilus grahami, 5737 nucleotides. RefSeq names its product sal-like protein 3. Gene Ontology annotation, molecular function: RNA polymerase II cis-regulatory region sequence-specific DNA binding; DNA-binding transcription factor activity, RNA polymerase II-specific. The transcript is spliced from 4 exons. Lineage: Eukaryota; Metazoa; Chordata; Actinopteri; Cypriniformes; Cyprinidae. The record is from RefSeq and is a predicted model, not a curated record. Gene Ontology annotation, cellular component: nucleus. The coding region runs from base 605 to 4330 and encodes 1241 amino acids. Gene Ontology annotation, biological process: regulation of transcription by RNA polymerase II.